UAACACAUGUAUACUGAAGUUUUUUUUUUAAUAUUAAAUCGCUAAUUCAGUUGUUUAUGGUGAAAUAGGCAAAAAGAAUCAGAGAUGUCUUAUUUAUUAAACGCAUUGAGUAUAACAUCCAAAAGAAAUGUUUUCUCUAUAAAUGUAGUGAAACGAACAUACAGAACCAAAAAGAAGGAACAUUCAAGCCUUAUUAAAGUGGGAGUGAUUGGGUCCGGUUCGUUUGGCGAUCCAGCUUCUUUGCUAGUUAAAACUUGUGACAACUUUGCAAAUGUAUUCAACUGUGGUGAGGGAACGUUUCGUAUCAUGUAUUCUAGAUCAAAUCGUUUCCGCUAUUUAUCGAAUGUAUUUUUAACAAGUGAUCGCUGGGAACGAGUCGGAGGAUUGCCAUCAUUAGCACGAGCAGUUCACGACCGAAAUUUACUAUUUCCAACAAUUCAUGGGCCACCAAACGUUGAAAAUUAUCUACGUAAAUUUGCUGAGCUUACCGAUCUUGAUCCAGAUGAUGCAAUGACAGAGCAAACAUUUUGUCGUAAGCCAUAUUACUUUGACUCUUAUUUGGAAGUCGAUUAUGUCGAUUUACAUCGUGAAAAUGCGCCAGCUUCAGAGCAAACAAAUGUUAUGGCGUUUGUUUGUAGAGUCAGACCACGUAAAGGAACUGUUAUUGUGGGAAAAUUCACCGAAAACAAUAUUCCAAAUGAUUACAUUAAAACCAUAAAUAAUGGCUUGGAUGUCACUCUGCCCGAUGGAAGAAUUAUUUUGGCAAAAGAUUAUUUAUCGCCGAGCUUUUAUGGCGCGAAUUUUUUGAUAAUCGAAAUACCUACAAAAGAGUAUUUGCACAAUUUGGAGCGGAAUGAUUUAUUGAAUGAACAUUUGAAUGAAAUAAAUGCAAACGUGGGAAUGGAAUUUGUGGCACAUUUUUCAUCAAACGAUAUCAUUCAAACACCCGAAUACCAACAGUUUUUGCGACGCAUCAAUGCCAGAAAACAUUUUGCCUUGAAUGAGACUGCUUUGUAUAGCGGUUUAAAAUAUGCACACUUGAAUCAAAAUACAAUGAAUCAACUGGAUGCCGGCAUUUAUCCACAUCUUCGUUCAAAGUAUACUAAAGAUCAUCCAUUAUAUCGGCAUAUGAAUAAUGAGAAUAAUGAUAUUUGCAUAAGUGAUCCAAUUCAAAUUGAACCAACGAUAACUGGCACUUUAUAUCUGUUCUCGGUUAAUGGAAAUAUGGGCCCACUGGAGGAAACAAAAGAUGACGAAGACGCUGUUGAAGACAGUAGUAGUGAAGAUGAUGUAGCUGACCAAGAUACUACAAUAGAAAUGGCCACUACACGAACCAAUGCUUUUCCAAAAGUAAUAUUUUUUGGUACAGGCUCUUCAUUUCCAGGUGUUACAAAGACAGUAACCUCAAUUUUAGUACAUACUGCACCAGAUACAUCGAUUUUGCUUGAUUGUGGCGAAGGAACCGUUGGUCAAAUAUGUCGAUUUUAUGGUAGUCAAACUGAAGAAAUUAUUAAAAACAUAAAAGCACUGCAUAUAACCCACAUGCAUGGCGAUCAUCAUAUGGGAGUUAUGGACUUUAUUCGUAUGCGACAAAAGUAUAUGCCAGAAAAUCGAAAUCCACUAUUGUUAAUGGCACCAAAAGAUGAAUUCGGUGCGUUGCUCAACUUCUAUGAAGAAAAUUUUGGCAAUGUUCUAUGUGAAUUUAUGAUGAUCGACAAUAAAGAUUUGAUAAAUUCUAGCCUAACCGAUGAACAAAAAGCAAUACUCAAGAUUAAUGACUUGAAAACAUGUCGAGUGGAGCAUAUAGAAAAUUCCUAUGCGAUUUGCAUAAAAUCAAAUAUUUUACCAGAAAAUAUGGAAGAAUUUAAGCUCACAUUUAGCGGUGAUACAAUACCAUGUGAUGCUUUGGUUGAGCUCGGCAAAAAUUCAACAUUGCUAAUACAUGAGGCGACCCUAGAAGAUACAUUAGCCAGCAGUGCUGCGAUGAAAAAACAUAGUACAAUAUCGCAGGCAAUUGAACAAUCCGAAAAAAUGAAUGCCAAAUACACAAUAUUGACACAUUUCAGCCAGCGGUACCGGUUGCUACCGCCAAUAAAUAGAGAACUUAUGGAAAACAAAAAUAUCGGCAUUGCUUUUGAUAAUAUGGAAAUUGUUCCAGACGAUUUAAGUAAAUUAAAUGAUAUAUAUUUUAAACUUACCGAAAAAUAUGCCGAAGAAUUAGUUCGAAUGGAAGCGAGAUCAAAGAGAUACGCACAGCGAAGUGAUUUUAAUUCAUUCACUUAGUUAAACAAAAUAGAUAUAGAAAAUAUAUAUGUUCAAUGUAAUGAAUAAAAUUUAAAAACAAAA
Molecule: messenger RNA, 2346 nt
Organism: Contarinia nasturtii (swede midge)
Lineage: Eukaryota; Metazoa; Arthropoda; Insecta; Diptera; Cecidomyiidae
Product: ribonuclease Z, mitochondrial-like
Exons: 7
Coding region: 85-2283 (732 amino acids)
Biological process (GO): mitochondrial tRNA 3'-end processing
Cellular component (GO): mitochondrion
Molecular function (GO): 3'-tRNA processing endoribonuclease activity
Source: RefSeq, a predicted model, not a curated record